AUGGCAAACAGUGCCUCUCCUGAACAGAAUCAAAACCACUGUUCAGCCAUCAACAACAGCAUCCCGCUGAUGCAGGGGAACCUCCCCACCCUGACCUUAUCUGGAAAGAUCCGAGUGACAGUGACUUUCUUCCUUUUUCUACUCUCCACCAUUUUUAAUGCUUCUUUCUUGUUGAAACUUCAGAAUUGGACUCAGAAGGAGAAAGGGAAAAAGCUCUCCAGAAUGAAGGUGCUUUUAAAACACUUGACUUUAGCCAACCUGUUGGAGACUCUGAUUGUCAUGCCACUAGACGGGAUGUGGAACAUUACAGUCCAGUGGUAUGCU
Messenger RNA from Castor canadensis (American beaver), 324 nucleotides. The record is from RefSeq and is a predicted model, not a curated record. Lineage: Eukaryota; Metazoa; Chordata; Mammalia; Rodentia; Castoridae.